Messenger RNA from Beauveria bassiana ARSEF 2860, 1896 nucleotides. Its product is annotated as NOL1/NOP2/sun family protein. Gene Ontology annotation, cellular component: nucleolus. The transcript is spliced from 5 exons. Gene Ontology annotation, biological process: rRNA base methylation; maturation of LSU-rRNA. Lineage: Eukaryota; Fungi; Ascomycota; Sordariomycetes; Hypocreales; Cordycipitaceae. The record is from RefSeq and is a predicted model, not a curated record. The coding region runs from base 1 to 1896 and encodes 631 amino acids. Gene Ontology annotation, molecular function: RNA binding; rRNA (cytosine-C5-)-methyltransferase activity.
AUGGGCCAAGGACGUCGCAUGAAACGCAAACAGGGGGCACCGGAUCCCCUGUCCGAGGAACAUUUCGCGCGGUUGAAAAGAAAAGCUGGCAUUCCUGUUGACGAAACUGAGCAGCCAGCGAAAACUACACCCCCAAAGAGACGUCGCACAGCAAAGAAGGCUGUAGCUGCCGGAAAGAGCAAGAAACUUUUACCCGAUCCGCACAUCGAUGAGAAUAGGCCGUCGCAAGAGGGGAAUGGCGAUGCGUUGACAGACGAGCCAGAUGAAAAACUCGGCGACGACUUCAUCGGCUCUGAAGACUCCGUCGUUGACUCUGAUGAGGAUACCAGCAAUAAGAGGGAGCGAUUUGUGUUCUCCGACGAUGAAGAUGAUAGCGACAAAGAGGAAGUUUUAACUGCUGCGAAUAUUGAGGGUCUUUCGAAGAAGCUGGAUCAGCGAUUGGAGAAGGAACGUACCGAGGCAGACGCUGAAGUCCAGGAGUCUGCUCUGCAAACAAACUUGGAUGGCGACAGACCAAAGGUUCUUGGCGCUUUUGAUGAAUCUAAUGAGGAGCUUGGCAAUUCGAGCACACUUCUUGCCCCCGAUUUACAACUCCUUCGCCAGCGGAUAAUGGACAUCAUAAGAAUCCUGGGAGACUUCUCCAAGUUGGCAGAGGAAGGACGCUCUCGCGCUGACUAUACCUCUCAGCUUCUCGACGACAUCUGCGCAUACUACAAUUACUCUCCAUUCCUUGCCGAGAAGCUUUACAAUCUUCUUACACCCCGUGAGGCCUUUGCUUUCUUCGAGUCUAACGAGGCUCCGAGACCAAUUGUUAUCAGGACAAAUACUCUGCGUACUCAUCGCAGAGACCUAGCCCAGGCCCUGAUCAACCGGGGUGUGACUUUGGAACCUGUUGGAAAGUGGAGCAAGGUUGGAUUGCAAGUUUUCGAAUCAUCGAUUCCUCUAGGGGCUACACCAGAGUAUUUGGCGGGUCACUACAUCCUUCAGGCUGCCUCAUCCUUCCUACCUGUCAUGGCACUUUCGCCGCAACCUGGCGAGCGAGUUCUUGACAUGGCAGCAGCCCCUGGUGGCAAAACAACACACUGCGCCGCCAUGAUGAAGAAUACCGGUGUUGUCGUGGCCAAUGAUCCCAACAAGGCUCGUGCCAAGGGCUUGAUCGGUAAUAUCCACCGAUUGGGUGCUAAGAAUGUCAUUGUCUGUUCUUAUGAUGCGAGAGAAUUUCCCCGUGUCAUGGGAGGUUUCGACAGGGUCCUCUUGGACGCGCCUUGCUCUGGCACUGGCGUUAUCGCUAAGGACCCGUCUGUGAAGACCAAUAAGACGGAGCGCGAUUUCAUGACUCUUCCUCAUACCCAGAAGCAACUGUUACUGUCCGCUAUCGACUCGGUCAAUCACGCAGGUACCGGCGGUUACAUCGUCUAUUCAACUUGCAGCGUCACGGUCGAGGAAAAUGAACAAGUUGUAGCUUACGCGCUGUCUCGAAGACCUAAUGUCAGGCUUGUCGAUACGGAGCUGCCAUUUGGUAAAGAGGGUUUCACGAGCUACAUGGGCAAGACUUUCGAUCCCAGCUUGAAGCUUACCCGCCGCUACUAUCCUCAUACUUACAAUGUCGACGGCUUCUAUGUUGCCAAGUUCAAGAAGAUCGGACCUACACCGGCCAGCGUGUCCAGGAGCAAGGCCAAUGCGGAUGAGCCAUUGCUGCCCGCGGACAAGGCUCCAAUUGUCGAAACAGGCCCUGCGAGUGCUAAUGGUCAAGAUGCUGGUGGGGACUUUGGCGGCUUUGACGAAAAUGAGGAUAAGGAGUACAUGGAGCGCGCAAAAAGAAGUGCAAUGCGGCGCAGGGGCCUUGAUCCUCGUUCUCUAGAUCGCCCUCGGAGCGAAAGGAAGAAGAACGCUUGA